This is a messenger RNA of Dromiciops gliroides (monito del monte), 649 nucleotides long. Its product is annotated as lymphocyte antigen 6H-like. Bases 263 to 649 code for a protein of 128 amino acids. Gene Ontology annotation, cellular component: plasma membrane. The transcript is spliced from 5 exons. NCBI's taxonomy places the organism in Eukaryota, Metazoa, Chordata, Mammalia, Microbiotheria, Microbiotheriidae. The record is from RefSeq and is a predicted model, not a curated record.
UUGGAUGGGGAGGAACCUGACUAAGGACCAUUAGAAAGAUUUGUACCCACCAGUCAUUUGUAUCAAGGGAAGAGAAGGUUAUUACUGGGCUGAGGACUUUCCACUUUCUUCUCAUGUGGCAAUGGGGAGUCACUGGACAUUUUUGGCGGGUUAAGGGGGAAGGAUUUCAGCUGAACUGGGAAAUAGGAAGAUAACUCUAGCAGGCAGUGAGGGUUAAGUGACUUGCCCAGGGUAACACAGCUAGUGGAGACAGCAGAGAACCAUGGAGAUUCUCCUCUAUGUUUUGCUGGGAACCCUGUUGUUUGUGGAGUCUGCUCACUGCUUGCAGUGUUUAUCCUGUGCUGGGGUCAAUGACUUAAGCUCAUGUCGGCCUAAGACUUGUACAGCUGAGGAAACCAUCUGUGCCAAGGCCGUGCUGACUUCACAACUUGGGCCUCCAGUGAAAUCCUAUAUCAUGGACUGUGCUACUUCCUGUGAAAAGGUUAAAGAGACAUUUUUGGAGAUUAUACCUCAAGGAUUCAGUGGGGAUGUGUCCUGUUGCAACACUGAUCUGUGUAAUGGUGUGGGUGGGAUCAGGGGCAGCCCCUGGGCCCUGGCAGGGGCCCUCAUCCUCAGCCUGAUACCUGCCCUUCUCUGGGCUGGGCUGUGA